Molecule: messenger RNA, 3021 nt
Organism: Ilex paraguariensis (yerba mate)
Lineage: Eukaryota; Viridiplantae; Streptophyta; Magnoliopsida; Aquifoliales; Aquifoliaceae
Source: the annotation of a GenBank genome assembly
CUCAGUAAUAGCAAGCACCAUCAAUACCUUUAAUUGCCUUUAAGUACUACCAAGCCUUUCACCUUCAUUCCAUCAGAACAGCUUACUCAUAACAAUUGCUUAUUGCUGCUUCUGUAUUUUUGUUUCAGAAACGAGGAAGAAAUGUCUCGAAAUGUUACUGAUCAUCAUUCAAUCAUGGAUGAAAAUAGGGAAAAUAAGAGAAUGAAACAGGAGGGAAGUGAGAGAAAGAAGAUCAAGGGUACUGUAGUUUUAAUGAAGAAGAACAUUUUGGAGUUGCAGGACAUCAAAGCUUCGAUUGUUGAUGGGGUUGAUGAGAUACUUGGCCAUAAGGUCUCUCUCCAGCUUAUCAGUGCUGUUCAUGGUGACCCAGCCAAAGGGUUCCGAGGGAAACUUGGAAAACCGGCUUACCUUGAAGAUUGGAUAACUAAAGUCACCCCUCCAACAGUAGGCAAUUCAACAUUCAAUGUUACAUUUGAUUGGGAUGAGGAGAUUGGAGCUCCGGGGGCUUUCCUAAUUAAAAAUUUUCACCACAAUGAAUUCUACCUAAAGACCCUAACUCUUGAAGAUGUAAGUACUCAUGGUGAGAUCCACUUUGUCUGCAAUUCUUGGGUUGGGCCAGCAGAACAUUACAAGAAAGACCGUGUUUUCUUCACUAAUCAGACAUACCUUCCAAGCCAAACACCAGCGCCACUACAACACUACAGAAAAGAAGAACUUGAGAACCUGAGAGGAAAUGGAACUGGAAAGCUUGCGGAAUGGGACCGUGUUUAUGACUACGAUAUCUACAACGAUUUGGGCAAUCCAGAUAAGGGCCUGAAACACGUCCGUAAGAUUCUUGGAGGGUCUACUGAGUACCCUUAUCCUCGAAGGGGAAGAACAGGCAGACCACCAGCAAAUUCAGAUCCCAAAAGUGAAAGCAGGUUGCCACUAUAUGCAAGCUUAAAUAUUUAUGUCCCUAGAGAUGAAAGAUUCAGUUACUUGAAGAUGGCAGAUUUUACCGCUUAUGCACUCAAAUCGAUAUUUCAAUUCCUUGCGCCCGAGUUUGAGGCUUUAUUUGAUAGAACCCCCAAUGAAUUCGACACACUUGAAGAUGUACUAAAACUGUACCAAGGAGGAAUCAAGCUAUCCAGUGAUUCUUUACUCAACACUAUUACAGAACACAUCCCCUUCGAAAUGCUCAAGGAACUGCUUCGAUCAGAUGGUGAGCGGCCAUUCAAAUUCCCAUUUCCACAAGUAAUCAAAGAAGAUAAGUCAGCAUGGAGGACAGAUGAAGAAUUUGCAAGAGAAAUGCUGGCUGGAGUGAACCCUGUCGUUAUCCAGCGUCUCCAGGAGUUCCCUCCAACAAGCAAGUUAGACCCCAAGCUACAUGGCAACCAAACCAGUUCAAUUACUGAAGAACACAUAAAGAAUAGCCUAGAGGGGUUGACCAUAGAUGAGGCAAUCCAGAAGAACAGGAUAUUCAUAUUAAAUCAUCAUGACACACUUAUGCCAUAUCUGAGCCGGAUAAACUCAACUUCCACAAAGACUUACGCAACAAGGACGCUCCUUUUCUUGAAAAAAGAUGGGACAUUAAAGCCAUUGGCAAUUGAAUUGAGCUUGCCGCAUCCAGAUGGGGAUCAAUGUGGAGCUGUUAGCAGAGUGUACACACCAGCAGAACAUGGCACUGAAAGUACCAUUUGGCAGUUGGCUAAAGCUUAUGUCGCCGUUAAUGACUCUGGCUAUCAUCAACUGAAUUGUCACUGGUUGAAUACUCAUGCAGUGAUUGAGCCAUUUGUGAUUGCAACAAACAGGCAGCUCAGCAUCCUUCAUCCAAUUUACAAGCUUUUGCAUCCUCACUUCCGUGACACCAUGAACAUAAAUGCACUGGCUCGGCAAACUCUUAUAAAUGCUGGCGGAAUGCUUGAGAAAACAGUUUUUCCUGGGAAGUUUGCAAUGGAAAUGUCAGCUGUCGUUUAUAAGGAUUGGGUUUUCACUGAGCAAGCUCUCCCCGCAGAUCUCGUAAAGAGAGGAAUGGCAGUUGAGGACCCCAACUCUCCACAUGGCCUCCGCCUGCUAAUAGAGGACUACCCAUACGCUGUUGAUGGGCUUGAAAUAUGGUCAGCGAUCCAAACAUGGGUGAAAGACUAUUGUUCAGUCUACUAUAAGACUGAUGACAUGAUUCAGAAAGACUAUGAACUCCAGUCCUGGUGGGAAGAACUUAGGCACAAGGGUCAUGGUGACAAGAAAGAAGAGUCUUGGUGGCCUAAGAUGCACACACGUAAAGAACUAACAGACACAUGCACAAUUAUCAUCUGGGUGGCUUCUGCUCUUCAUGCGGCAGUGAAUUUUGGACAAUAUCCUUAUGGAGGCUACCUCCCAAAUCGCCCAUCCAUAAGCCGUCGGUUCAUGCCUGAACCUGGCACGCCUGAGUAUGAUGAGCUUGAAUCAAACCCUGAGAAGGCUUUCUUGAAAACGAUUACUGCCCAGCUGCAGAGCAUUGUUGGCAUUUCCCUCAUAGAGAUACUGUCUAGGCACUCUUCGGAUGAAGUUUUUCUUGGGCGCAGAGACACUCCUAAAUGGACAACAGAUACAGAACCACUGGAAGCUUUUGAAAGAUUUGGGAAGAAUUUGGCAUUGAUUGAGGAUAGAAUUACCAAAAUGAACAAUGAUGAGUAUUGGAGGAACAGGGUUGGGCCAGCGAAGAUGCCAUACACUUUACUCUAUCCUAGCAGCGAGAUAGGACUUACAGGCAAGGGAAUUCCAAACAGUGUCUCCAUCUAAAGCUUUUCCGGUUAGAAGUUAUUACAGUUUCCGAGAAUUAAAUUUUGUAUAAAUCCUAUUGAUUCUUACUGAGAAUAAGGUUCUUUUUUGUGGGUUUUAGUAAGCCCUUUUAUAAGCCUAAAAUAAGUUCCACAUGUACUCAUGGUUCAAAGCCGCGAUCUCGGUCGACUCAUAUCGGUACCAUCUGAUACUUUGAACCAUACAUGUACUUGCACCUUAAUAUAUGUUAUGUUGCAUGAGAUUUUUUCCCCUUUUGGCUAA